Molecule: messenger RNA, 153 nt
Organism: Trichosurus vulpecula (common brushtail)
Lineage: Eukaryota; Metazoa; Chordata; Mammalia; Diprotodontia; Phalangeridae
Product: short transmembrane mitochondrial protein 1-like
Exons: 1
Coding region: 1-144 (47 amino acids)
Source: RefSeq, a predicted model, not a curated record
AUGAUUCAGUUUUUGCUAGGAUUUACACUUGGCAAUGUGGUUGGGAUGUAUCUGGCUCAGAACUAUGACAUUCCAAACUUGGCCGAAAAGCUCAAAGAGAUUAAAAAAGAUGUAGAUGCCAAGAAGAAACCUCCUAGCUCUUAAUGCCAACAU